CUCGUCCGCGGGGUGGGCGCGGGGUUGCGGCGCGCCCUUGCGCGGCCCGCAGGCCGGACCAGCUCUUUUUCCAGCUCGACGCCGACAGGGACGGGCGCCUCAGCCGCGCCGAGAUGGAGCCCACGCUGCGCAACUUGCAGCCAGACAUUACGCAGCACCAGCUCGACGCCGUCUUUCGACGUUUCGACCGCGAUGGCAACGGGCAGGUCGAGUUGCACGAGUUCUGCAAUGCGCUGCGGGACGCGGCAGCCAAGCAGAAGGCUGCGCCCAGCGGUUUCGUGAGGGAGCUGCUCGCCAGGGUCGCCAGCUCGCUGGAGCGCCUGGGGGCCCGCCCGCGCGACCUCUUCGCGCGCCUGGACUCGAACGGGGACGGCAUGCUGUCGCGCGCGGAGCUGGAGCCGACGCUGCGGCAGCUGCAGCCCGACGUCACGCCGCAGCAGCUGGACGGGGUGUUUCGGCACUUCGACCGCGACGGGAGCCAGGAGAUCGACGUGGACGAGUUCGUCGGCGCGCUCGCGCGGGCGCGCGAGGCGCAGGCGCCGCCGCCACCGCCGUUGCCUCCCCCGGCGGACCCGCCGACGAGCGAGCAGACCAGGCAGGCCGCGGAAUGGUACGCCCAGCGGCAGAGAGAGAGGCUCGCGAAGGGUGACGGGAACCUGCCGCUGGAGGUGCAGCAGGAGGACCUGCUCGGGCAGGGCGGCGCGCUCGUCGGCGUGCGCGCCCCCGACGGCGUGCCGCGCCACAGAGGCACUCACCGCGGGGAGGUGUACGUGCAGCACGAGAGGGACGCGUCGCGCUUCAGGUCCGUCUCCGGGGACCGCGUCAGGCGCCUGUACGACGCAGGCGAGCAGCGCGCCGGCGCCGGCCGCGGCGGGCCGAAGGCGGCGAGGGGAGCGGCCUCCGCCGCGGCAACCGAGGCCGCGGCCCGCAGGGCCGCGGUGCCCCGGGCAGUGGCGCUGGCCGACCCCGACGCCUCGCAGCUGCGGCCGCUCGAGUCGCCCGGGGACGACGAGAUCUUGGAGCUGCUCCGCAUGAGCUGCCAGAGCGAGGCAUUCGCAGAGCUGGCGUUCUUCGCCUGCCAGUGCCUGGCGGCCGGCCUGGGCGUCGCCGCAGGCGCGCUGGCGUUCGCUUUUGGCGCGGGAGGCAGUCAGCUCCUGGUGGCCUCCACCUCCUUUAACACCUUCGCCAUGGCCUUCGCACAGGUGGCCAGUGUUGGGACCAUCUACGAGGCCGCCAGGGACGCCAAGAUCGUGCGCGGACUCGAGGCCAGCCAGAUCGAGAGUGACAGCGAGGUGAGCAUACAGCGCAUGGCCUGGAGGCGCGUGAUCAUUAGCGUCCUCCGCAGUGCGGUCAACCUCGGGCUGUUUACAUGCAGCUUGUUGGGCGCUCGCUCCGACGCGUACAUCAGCGUUGCGGCGUCGGCGGCCGAGACCACAGGCAGCAGCGACGUUUGGUGGAUGACACAUUCGCCAGUUGGUUGGUCCGCGGAGGAGAUGAGGAACCUCCUCGCGGCUCGCUGCGGCCUCUCGCUGGUGGCGCUGGUGCUCGCCCUGCCGCGCGCGGCGGAGAGCGGGCCUCUGGGCGCCCAGGCGUACUGAACCGGGCGGCGCCUUGCGAGGGCGGGGGGAGG
This is a messenger RNA of Prorocentrum cordatum, 1630 nucleotides long. The record is from the annotation of a GenBank genome assembly. Lineage: Eukaryota; Dinophyceae; Prorocentrales; Prorocentraceae.